AAAGCCUACCAUAUUAUGCAUAAAAGGAAGCCUUUCUUGUCUUGUGCUAAAGAAAGGAGAACCAAUUUUCCCAUACUGGAAAGGCAAACUGAACUUGACAAGGCAGUUGCUUGAACCAUUUCUCAAGUCAUCUCCUUACCUAUCAUAACAGAAGAUCUGAAAGGUAUGGUCUCAGAAUCUGAGUUCCAAUUCCGAGGAAAUGGAGAGGGUAAGAAGAGACUGGCUGUUCUGGUGAGCUACAAUUACCCCAACACCAAGGACGAGUUGCAUGGAUGCAUCAAUGACGUGCUGGCCAUUUGCUUUUGCCAAAUACUUGAGAGCACCAUAACCCGUGAGAAGUUUGAAGAUCUCUGUGAAGAUCUUUGGGAGAAAUCUCUUACACCUGUGAAAGAAGUUCUCAAGUAUUCUGGUUUGGAAGUGGAUGACAUAUAUGCAGUGGAGUUGAUUGGAGGAGCAACUAGGGUACCGAAGUUGCAGGUUAAGCUCCAGGAAUCUCUUGGAAAAAAAGAGCUGCACAAACACCUGGAUGCUGAUGAAGCAAUUGUUCUUGGUGCAGCCCUUCAUGCUGCAAGCGAUGGAAUCAAAUUGAAUCGUAAGCUAGGAAUGACAGAUGGUUCUUCGUAUGGAUUCGUUAUUGAAUUAGAUGGACCUGAUCUUUCGAAAAACGAUAGCAACAAGCAGUUACUUGUUCCACGGAUGAAGAAACUCCCCAGUAAGAUGUUCAGGACCAUCAUCCAUAACAAAGAUUUUGGAGUUUCACUUGCCUAUGAAAGUGAAGAUCUUUUACCACCUGGUCUUUUGUCCCCUGUGUUUGCUCAGUAUGUUGUGUCUGGUUUGGCAGAAGCAUCUGAGAAGUAUUCAUCUCGCAAUUUAUCUGCACCUAUCAAAACAAACCUACACUUUUCACUUAGUAGAAGUGGAAUCAUUUAUUUAGAUCGAGCAAAUGCUGUUAUUGAAAUAUCAGAGUGGGUGGAAGUUCUUAGAAAGAAUAUAUCUGUAGAGAAUGCAACUACUGCUUCAUCUAACAUAUCUGCUGAAGUUGGUGCCGAAAAGGCAUCAGAAGAAAAUAAAGAAGGCUUAAAUUCUGAUAGUGUAGUGAGCAGUGCUUUUAAUAUUAACACUAACACUACUGUUGAAGAACCAAUCACAGUUGAUCUUGGUACAGAGAAAAGGCUGAAGAAAAAAACAUUUAGAGUGCCACUGAAGAUGGUGGAGAAAACAGCAGGACCUGGAAUGUCUCUAUCAAAAGAGUCUCUUGCUGAAGCCAAAGGUAAAUUGGAUGUCCUGGACAAGAAGGAUGCCAAACGGAGAAAAACUGCAGAGUUAAAAAAUAAUCUUGAAAGCUAUAUCUAUGCUACAAAAGAAAAGGUACAUAUUUGUUGAGUUUUACCUGUUAAUGUUAUUCAUAUAUGGAAGUUUUGAAUCAUUUGAGUUAAUGGGUUUUGUCUUUUACCCUUUUUUUUUUUUUUGGUUUCAUUUAUUUAGUUUUUGUAUUGUAUUAGAUUGGUAUAUCUUUUUCAAAUGUUUAUUAUUUUAUUUUUAAUAAUUCUUGUUGAUUAUU
This is a messenger RNA of Rubroshorea leprosula, 1561 nucleotides long. The record is from the annotation of a GenBank genome assembly. Lineage: Eukaryota; Viridiplantae; Streptophyta; Magnoliopsida; Malvales; Dipterocarpaceae.